UCCCUGAGAGAGCAGCAGGAGGCGUCGCAGGGCCAGAGGGACCCAUAAUUACUUCUGGAUAUUCAUAUAGAGAGGACCAGAUCAGACACAGAACAGAAAAGUCUAUUCCAGCUCUCCUGCAUCUUCCCAAACAACGAGAGGUGCCCCCCCCCCAAAAAAAUCCAUUCGUUUUUCAUCAAAUGCCAUCAUCCAUCGUAGGCCACUAAAGGAAAGUCUACAGUUUCCACACUCACCAUCCUCUAGAAAUGAGCGAGCAGGAAGUGACUUACACAGAAGUGAAAUGUCACACGUCUGAGCAGCAGAGGAGCCAAAGACCCAGGAACUCUGAGAGCAAAGAAAUGAGAAAGGAAGAGAGGAUCUACAUGAAUACAAAAUGUCUCAAUCUUCCUAAGCAGCAGUUGAAUCAAAGACCUGAAAAUGCAGAAAUCAAAGGUUUCCCUGUUCCAGCUCCUCCCUGGAAGAUCAUUGCAGUGAUUCUGGGGAUCUUCUGCCUGAUAUUGUUAGGAGUCUCAGUGGCCUUGGCUAUCAAGUAUCAUUCCUGUCCGGGAUGCCCUGACCAGUGGGUACGAUAUAGAGACAGCUGUUACUACUUCUCCAACGUGAAGAAAGAUUGGAAUUCUAGCCGGAAUUUCUGCUCUGCCCAAGACUCAGGACUCUUGGUAAUCAGCGACACCAGGGAAAAGAACCUGUUCCUGGGGAUCCAUACAGAAGAACACUGGAUUGGAUUGACAAAUUUCAAUGGCUCUGGCUGGGCCUGGGAAGAUCGCUCAACAUUCAGCGAUAUAAAGGUCACCUCUAACAGCCCCUUGCAACACUGUGCUGUCCUACUGAAGGGUGCCUUCCAGGCCUCCAGCUGUGCAGUUCCUUUCCCAUGCAUCUGUGAGAAAUCCUCCAAGUAACCUCCUGCUGCACUUUCCCACCGAAUAGUCUUCACUCAAACUCAGCCAAUGGACCUGAAUCAUGAAUCCAUUAAAGAUGCUCUAGCUUUGUUCAUGUGGGAUAGGUUUGAUAGUGUUCCUCGGUGGUUAGCAGCAUACACUGCUUUGUGGGAGACCAAAGUUUGAUUCCAGCUGUAAUGUAGGUAUACGAUUGUGUCUAAGCACCUAGUUAAUGCAGCAUCAACUAAAAAAGCUAAAGUUCUUGUUAAUGCACAUAUUGUUGAUGAUCUUUGUAUUUGUAUUUUCAGCACAGUGACUCAGACUACCAGAAAUUAAAAUUUGUUUUAAAAACUCCAUAAAGGAAAAUAAUGGGACAAUAUUAAGUAUUUCUCCUCACUGUUAAAUUUGGAGUG
Messenger RNA from Mauremys reevesii (Reeves's turtle), 1291 nucleotides. RefSeq names its product killer cell lectin-like receptor subfamily G member 1. The record is from RefSeq and is a predicted model, not a curated record. NCBI's taxonomy places the organism in Eukaryota, Metazoa, Chordata, Testudines, Geoemydidae. Bases 246 to 899 code for a protein of 217 amino acids. The transcript is spliced from 8 exons.